AGUGAACCUGUUUGGCCGACCGAUUGGAGAGCCUACACAUGUCUAUUCGGCGGCUUCUUGCUAAUGUUCAAUUCUUGGGGUCUUGUCAACACUUAUGGAACGUACUCUUCGUUCUACAUGCAACACCUCCUACCGGGACGAGACAUCCUACUCCUCAAUUUGGUCGGAUCAACGCAAUCAUUCGUCGUGCUCAUCCUCUCCGCCGUGGUGGGACGCUUCCUCGAUGCCGGAUACUCCAGGACGCUGAUGAUUGUCGGCACUAUCUUCGUCAGCAUCGGCUCUUUCGUUCUUUCCGCUGUCAACGGGAAUGCCGAAUAUAACGACGGCAACUAUCCUCUUAUUUGGCUCACACAAGGCUUCUUGACCGGCUUGGGCAUGGCUUGCUUCUUCGUCAGCUCCUCUCAAGUCGUCGCAACAUGGUUCAAAGCCAAGAAAGGUUUCGCCAUCGGCGUCGUCGCAUCAGGAGCCAGCAUCGCCGGUCUCCUCUACCCCAUGAUGACAAAAUUCCUCAUCCAAAAGCAAGGCUUCAACAUGGCAACCCGCUACGUAGCCGUUGUCGUCCUCCUCACCUCCGCUCUCGCAGUCAUCAUCGCUCGUCCGAACCCGGCACACCAAAUCCGCAAACCCGACACUUGGUUCAAAGUCAGCAUCUUCUGGGAUACCUACGCCUUCCACAACCACGCGUACUCCUUCCUCGUCGCCGCCAUCGCAUUCCUCUUCUUCGGCUUCUACGCAGUCUUCUUCAACCUCGAGGAAUGGGCAGUGGAAGAAGGCUUCGGAUACCGUAAAGCCAUCAACACUGGUGUCAAUGCCGGUAUCAACGCCAGACCACCACGCAACUCGAUCGAGACCUUCUGGCUUCUUUCCAUCAUGAACGCUACCUCCACGAUCGGCCGUCUUGGCUCCGCUUACCUCUGCGACCACUUUGGCGCAUUGAACGUCCACGCCAUAGUGACAGCCGUCGCAUCCAUCCUCGUCCUCGCGCUCUGGUCUCUGGCCAGCACCCUCCCCUCCGCCAUCGCAUUCGUCGUUAUCUUCGGCGCUUUCUCCGGCGCGGUGAUUGGUCUGCCACCCGCUUCAGUCGCAUACAUUCUCGGUCCGACACCCGAAGCGCAGGCAAAACUCGGACAGUGGACGGGCAUGAUGUACUCGUGCGCGGCGAUCUUCGCUUUGACAGGACCUGUCAUCGCAGGCCAUCUCAUCACUGAAUAUUCGACUUUCCUGACGGUACAGCUCUGGAGCGGAGCGUGCAUGAUGAUGAGUGCGGCGUGUAUGGCCGGCGCGAUCUGG
Messenger RNA from Zymoseptoria tritici IPO323, 1290 nucleotides. RefSeq lists its product as uncharacterized. Gene Ontology annotation, molecular function: transmembrane transporter activity. Gene Ontology annotation, cellular component: fungal-type vacuole membrane. Lineage: Eukaryota; Fungi; Ascomycota; Dothideomycetes; Mycosphaerellales; Mycosphaerellaceae. The record is from RefSeq and is a predicted model, not a curated record. The annotation marks the transcript as partial. Gene Ontology annotation, biological process: transmembrane transport. The transcript is spliced from 2 exons.